Scaptodrosophila lebanonensis is the source of this 2389-nucleotide messenger RNA. It is a transcript of the gene alph, whose product is annotated as protein phosphatase 1B. The record is from RefSeq and is a predicted model, not a curated record. Gene Ontology annotation, cellular component: nucleus; cytosol. Gene Ontology annotation, molecular function: protein serine/threonine phosphatase activity; manganese ion binding; magnesium ion binding. NCBI's taxonomy places the organism in Eukaryota, Metazoa, Arthropoda, Insecta, Diptera, Drosophilidae. The transcript has 6 exons. Bases 256 to 1362 code for a protein of 368 amino acids. Gene Ontology annotation, biological process: protein dephosphorylation; negative regulation of stress-activated MAPK cascade.
UUAAAAUAGUAGAAAAAGUUCUGUUUUUCAUUGCGUUGCAACUCAACAGUGUAUUCUAGUGUUCGCCCACCAGCUAAAUGUCGUGCAAGUAAACGUAUAAUAUACGUAGCGCAAAUUUUCAAGCAUUUUGCGUGAACGGCAGCGAGCCAGGAGCGAGAGCAACGAGGGAGACCACAACUUAGCGCUCAAUCCUCCAAGCAGCAGGCCAACUAAUAAUUCCACCCGCACAGCACAAACACAGUAUGUUCAAUAGAAAUGGGCGGAUUUCUGGAUAAACCGAAAACCGUGAAACAUAAUGACCAAGGGGAGGGCAAUAAGCUACUCUUCGGUGUCAGCUCAAUGCAGGGUUGGCGCUGUGAGAUGGAGGACGCAUAUUAUGCGCGCACUGGUCUGGGCAAUGCCCUCGAUGACUGGAGCUUCUUUGCCGUCUUUGAUGGUCAUGCGGGCUGCAAAGUAUCCGAGCAUUGCGCAAAGUAUUUGCUCGGGAGCAUUAUCAGUACAGAGGAGUUCAAAAACGGCGACCAUGUAAAGGGUAUACGCACAGGUUUCCUGGAGAUCGACGAGGCAAUGCGCAGCUUACCCGAGUUCACGAUGAAUGACGAGAAAUGCGGCGGUACCACAGCGGUGUGUGCUUUCGUCUCCUCGACGCAAGUGUAUAUUGCCAAUUGUGGCGACUCGAGAGCCGUUCUAUGUCGUCAGGGUGUGCCGGUCUUUGCUACGCAGGAUCACAAACCCAUUUUGCCCGAGGAGAAGGAACGUAUUCAUAAUGCCGGCGGCAGUGUGAUGAUAAAGCGUGUCAACGGCACGCUUGCAGUUUCCCGAGCCCUUGGUGACUACGACUUUAAAAACGUAAAAGAAAAGGGCCAGUGCGAGCAACUGGUCUCACCCGAACCGGAAAUAUUUUGCCAAAGCCGUCAGGACACCGAUGAGUUCUUGGUUCUCGCCUGUGACGGUAUUUGGGAUGUGAUGAGCAAUGAGGAUGUGUGCAGCUUUAUACAUUCGAGGCUGAAAGUAACUAGUGAUCUGGUGAACAUUGCUAAUCAGGUGGUGGACACUUGUUUGCACAAGGGCAGUCGUGAUAAUAUGAGCAUCAUCAUAAUUGCUUUCCCAGGAGCACCAAAGCCAACUGAAGAGGCGAUAGAGGCUGAGCGACGGUUGGAGAAACAAAUUGAAAAGAUCACAAGAGAGGAAAUAGAGCGAGAACAGCUGACAGACUAUGUGGAUCUGUUAAAGAGUCUGCAAAACAAAGAGGACAUUGAAGGGCUUCCUCCUGGCGGUGGACUGCAUUCAAAAUAUCAUGUCAUUGAGCACACUUUCAAGCAAAUGUUUCCGGAUCGGCCAUGUGAAAGUCCAACGCAUUAGAAUGCAAAAUCCAAUACAAUACAAAUGCAACAACAGUACGAUAAAAGUAACAACAAAAACAAACAAACAAAACACACCAAACCGUUUUCUACUUUGACAUAACCUACUACUAAUGAUAAUAAUAAACCUAAUAAUAGUUUAUAUAAAAAAGAGCCAGGCGGCAAUCAGAAAAGAUCGCACAAGCCAAUCAAUAUUACACAUACACACAUAUAUAUGUAUAUAAUCUGUGUAAACUGUUUAUGUAUAUUGUUGGUUUAUGUGUGAUUUUUACAAAUAUUGGAACAGCCCAACCAGAUCGCAUUCAAGCGCAGUAGGAGUGAGGCAAUUCCCAUGUACCAACAGUCUCAAAACAAAUACCAAUUACCUAAAUACUUGCUAGAGAUACAAGUCUUUACUAGAACUAUGUAAAGUAACGUACUGCACAGUGCUCGCAAAAACAUUAUAUUUUCGCUCUGUACUGUCCACGUCUUCGUCGCCUAAAACUGUAGCAUCUACAUCAGAAACCUUCUAUCGUUCACAAUGUCAUCCAUUUCAGUCACCUAAAUAUGAGAACCGUUGCAUAAAAUCGUGUUAAAUUUUGUUUAGGACCGGUGACUAAUUUGUAUUUCAAUUUAUGUAUUAAUGUUGCGGAUUAAGAAAGUUGUAAAAUGUUUGUUACUGAAUGAUCAUUUAGUUCAUUUUUACAUAUGUACGAGUAUAAGAAGAAAAAAUCUUAAGCGUGAAGCGAAGCAAACUUUAAUAAUGUAAAGUAAAAAUAUGUUAAAGCAAAAAGAAACCAAAACUUAAAAAAGUCGUCUUAAAUAGCAACAAAAAACACAAUCAACAAAAAUAUAAAGUCUAAACUAAGAUAAAAAACUAAAAAGCAAAUAGAUAAACCACAAUAAUGUCCGAAAAUAAACCUAUUAAUUUGUAAGCCGCGGAAGUUGAUUAUAAAAUUAUAAGAAAAGCAAAACAAACAAAAAAUAACAAAAGAUAAACUCUCAAGUUUGUAGUAAAUGUUGAAAGAAAAACAUCCAAGACUUUGCAA